Ilex paraguariensis (yerba mate) is the source of this 196-nucleotide messenger RNA. The record is from the annotation of a GenBank genome assembly. NCBI's taxonomy places the organism in Eukaryota, Viridiplantae, Streptophyta, Magnoliopsida, Aquifoliales, Aquifoliaceae.
GUGGUGCUUAGCGCUAUUAGGCGAGCAUGCCAUGGGCGUUAAAGACAAGGCACCUCUAGCACUACAGACCGAAGGUCAUGUCGAUCAUGGAGGAGGUUCUGAAGUUGAGGCACAAAUCCAGGGGUUGAGGCUCCAUGGGCGCUGUGCGCUGGCAAACAGGUGGAAGCUCCAUCACGCGAGGCUGAUUGAGGGGUGA